Molecule: messenger RNA, 6517 nt
Organism: Melanotaenia boesemani (Boeseman's rainbowfish)
Lineage: Eukaryota; Metazoa; Chordata; Actinopteri; Atheriniformes; Melanotaeniidae
Gene: pde4d
Product: phosphodiesterase 4D, cAMP-specific
Exons: 17
Coding region: 866-3199 (777 amino acids)
Biological process (GO): signal transduction
Cellular component (GO): perinuclear region of cytoplasm; nucleus; cytosol
Molecular function (GO): 3',5'-cyclic-AMP phosphodiesterase activity
Source: RefSeq, a predicted model, not a curated record
GUGGGUAUACGGUGUAAACCUGCGUAUCACCACUGGGAAGAACGCUCUCCGCGUUUUUCUCUUUCGACUGCAGUUCUGAUUUGAAACACUAGGUGCCAAUGCUACUUAUUUUGCCUUUAAUGACACCACAUCACUACGUACCAUUGACAGGUUCAUCUAACUUUAGUGCUAAACAAUGUAAUGGGGGGGGCAUUUGAUAAGAAUAAUUCAGUGCUGUUUUAUUCUAAAAUCUGAAUUAAUUCAGAUACUUAAUACAAGGUAAUGUUCAGGACUUAUAACUUGUGACUUUGUAAAGUAUGUAUCCUGAGCAUCUCCUUUGUGGCAGCUUACAGAGGAGGUCAGGACUGAGAAAUGAAGUUUGCCAGCAACUGUUGCAGGUGUUGGCACCAUAGUGCAGCUGUCUUAAGCAUAUUUACAUUGAAUAAUUGAACAUCCAUAUUUUCUGUACCACAAGAAAAGAUGUUCCUACAGUACUCAUUUGUAAUGCAGUGCAGUGCUUUAAUAAAUUUAAUUUAAUCAUACGUUCCUAUCAAUGUCCAUGCACAGCUGAAUAUCAGACUGUUUAAAAAAUGCUCCCUCAUCUGUUUCAAAACACAAAAAGAAAACAAUAAAAUGUGUGACUCAUACUUGGGUCUGCUAGACAAUAGGUGGAAUAUAAGACAAUUAUUUUCAAGGAGUUUGAGGUAUGAGAGCUAAUUUACAUUUCAAGUAAAUGUUAUUGUAUUUUCAUCCCUGGCCAGCUUACUGUGAAAUUGUUCUGAGCUGCUACAAAGGGCUCAUCACUGUCAACAGAGUGCUAGAGGAAUAAAUGCUCCUUUUGCAAUUAAUGCUGUGUGAUUGAGGCCUGCCAGAGUUGGCCCACAACAUGCAAAAGGAUGACCGGUCCGGGGACGACAGCCAGCGAGAAAGUGUGUCUGAUGAUUCAUCAGACUCCCCAGAGCCAGGGCCAAUUACUUGCAUGGAGCCCUUCUUGGUGCGGAGACUUUCUUGCCGUACGGUCCAGCUGCCCCCUUUGGCCUUUAGACAGGCAGAGCAAUACUACUGUGACCGUAAGCCUGAGCAGGACACAGUCACAGUCCCACCACGACCCACAACACUGCCAUUACGCACACCGCCACUCAUCGCCAUCACCUCUGCAGACACUAGCAGUUUCGAUGUGGACAAUGGCACAUCAUCAGGUCGAAGCCCCCUGGACCCGAUGGCCAGCCCGGGUUCAGGCCUCAUCCUCCAAGCCAAUUUCGUCCACAGCCAAAGGAGAGAGUCGUUCCUCUACCGCUCUGACAGCGACUACGACCUCUCCCCCAAGUCUAUGUCCCGAAACUCCUCCAUUGCCAGUGACAUUCACGGUGACGACAUGAUUGUAACGCCAUUUGCACAGGUUCUCGCAAGCUUGCGAACUGUACGAAACAACUUUGGUGCAUUAACUAAUCUACAGCAAGACAGAGCAUCUAAUAAGAGAUCACCCAUGUGUAACCCGCCACCCAUCACCAAGACCACCUUCACAGAGGAGGCCUACCAGAAACUGGCCACUGAGACCCUGGAGGAGCUGGACUGGUGCCUGGACCAGCUGGAGACCCUGCAGACGAGACACUCAGUCAGCGAAAUGGCAUCUAACAAGUUUAAGAGGAUGUUAAAUCGGGAGCUGACUCACUUAUCGGAGAUGAGCCGCUCUGGGAAUCAAGUGUCUGAGUUCAUCUCCAGCACCUUCUUGGAUAAGCAACAUGAAGUGGAGAUGCCAUCCCCGCAAACGCAGAAGGAAAAGGAGAAGAAGAACAAGCCCAUGUCCCAGAUCAGUGGGGUGAAAAAGCUCCAACACUCCUCAAGCCUCACAAACUCCAAUAUCCCUCGCUUUGGGGUCAAGACAGAGACUGAGGAUGAACUAGCUAAGGAGCUGGAGCAUGUGAAUAAAUGGGGCCUCAAUGUUUUUAAAAUCUCAGAAUUCUCUGGGAAUCGACCAUUGACAGUCAUGAUGUACACAAUAUUUCAGGAGAGAGACUUGUUAAAAACUUUUAAAAUUCCACUCGACACCUUUAUAACAUACCUGAUGACCUUAGAAGACCAUUAUCAUGGCGAUGUGGCCUACCAUAACAACAUCCAUGCUGCUGAUGUCACCCAGUCAACUCACGUGCUGCUUUCCACCCCUGCUCUUGAGGCUGUGUUCACAGACCUUGAGAUCCUCGCUGCCAUCUUUGCCAGUGCAAUUCAUGACGUCGACCAUCCUGGAGUGUCGAACCAGUUCCUAAUUAAUACCAAUUCAGAGCUAGCCUUGAUGUACAACGACUCAUCGGUGUUGGAAAACCACCAUCUAGCAGUCGGUUUUAAGCUCCUGCAAGAGGAGAACUGUGACAUCUUCCAAAACUUGACCAAAAAACAACGACAAUCACUGCGCAAGAUGGUCAUUGACAUCGUGCUUGCGACAGACAUGUCAAAACACAUGAAUCUUUUGGCCGAUCUGAAGACGAUGGUGGAAACCAAGAAGGUGACCAGCUCUGGUGUAUUGCUGCUGGACAACUACUCUGACAGGAUACAGGUUCUCCAGAACAUGGUUCACUGUGCAGACUUGAGCAACCCCACCAAGCCUCUUCAGCUGUACCGACAGUGGACGGACCGCAUCAUGGAGGAGUUUUUCAGCCAAGGUGAUCGAGAGAGGGAGAGGGGAAUGGAGAUCAGCCCCAUGUGUGACAAACACAAUGCCUCAGUAGAAAAAAGCCAGGUUGGAUUCAUAGACUAUAUUGUUCACCCCCUGUGGGAGACAUGGGCUGAUCUGGUCCAUCCUGAUGCCCAGGACAUCCUGGACACGUUAGAGGACAACAGAGAGUGGUACCAAAGCACCAUCCCCCAGAGUCCCUCUCCAGCCUUGGAUGAGCCAGAGGAUAGCACUCGACCCCCUGGAGGGGAUAAGUUCCAAUUUGAGCUCACCCUGGAGGAGGAUGGGGAGUCAGACACUGAAAAAGACAGCGGCAGCCAGCCAGAAGAAGAAGAGGAAGAGGAAGAUAACAGCUGUACUGACUCAAAAACACUCUGUACACAAGACUCUGAAUCAACAGAGAUUCCACUGGAUGAACAGGUGGGGGAGGAUGAUGAUGAUGAAGAGGAGGUAGCUGAGGAGGGAGAAACAACCUGCUCACAAGCAUGUGUUUUAGAGGAAGAGGUUGCAGAGGAGGAGGUGGAGGAAGAGGAGAAAUCCCCUGACACAUAGCAGUUAUGGACAGCAGCUGAUUAACUGCUCUUCUUAGUAAUGACAGAUGAUUAUUUAUAGAAUAUUUUUGGGUUUUGUGAAAUCUGUGUUUUUUUAUACAUCUAUGUUUCUGGUUCCAAAGUGCGCGCUGCUCUCCAUCUUGACCACUCCUCCUGUCAGCUUUGUUGAGGCACGCCCACCGGUACUAUUUACAUUUAUGUUUGAUUAUUUAUUUUUUUUAUUUUUUUUUUUUGCACUCAGGAAAACUCCUUUUCAUUCCCGUUUGUACUGAAGGGGUGGGACUUUAUUUAACCUUGACACCUCCCCUUUACGAUCCUAAGUUUCGGAUGUGGACGAAUAGUUCACAUGCUGCUCAGUGCUGCUCAUAUGUUACAUUAUUUUUCUGCUUUCUUUCUGCUUUUCUCUCAGUCUUGCCUGACAGUUUGGUCGUGUCUUUAUAUUUUAUUAAGUGCCCAGAAUCUCCCUCUCCCUCUUAAGUCAUAUCCUGCCCACUAUCAAUUAGGAAGCUUGUUAUGCUGCCGUUCAGCUGAAAACUCAACGGACGCUGCAGAGACGGUAGCUGCAGCAAACUAGAGAACUUUCAAAAUACAUUUCUGAUGUGGAAGUCUUCCUUGAAAACCUGUCUGACACAUAGGGUAAAUCUGAACAGCCAUGACACUGUCCUAGACCCCUUUUAUUUUAAUAUAGUUCUGUACGUAAGCUUCAGACAUUAUAUAGAGUUACUUUUGAAAGCUUUCUUUUGUUAAGAAAGGAGACAGUAGCCUUUGGCAACUAACAGGGAAAUGUGUCAGAGUUUUUCAGUGUUUUGAAGGGGUAUUUUCACAGCUGGAUGUUAUGAGGGGUGUUCUGAGCUGUUUGCAACUGUGCCAAUAGCAUUUAUUCUACUAUUCAUAUGCCACCAUUCUUAUCUCCAAUAAGUCCUGUGUGUUAAAAUUUGGAAUUCAUUCAUUACUAUUUUUGGUGAGAGUUUUCACUGAAAAAGAAACAUAGAAAGCUAAGGUUGUAUCCCUAACUCUCACUGGAAUCAUUCAUGACAUGGAUGAAGCCUUUAAAUUUUAUUCAUGUUGCCUGCAGUUCUUUUGAACACAUCCCAAGACAAUGCAAUGCUUUAUAGUUGAUACAAAAAGCACCUUUUUGGAAGCUUGAUUAGUGCUUCAAGUGUAUAGAAAUAGUAAUGGUGGUAAAAAAAAUUAUUAGGGGGAUUUUAUGUAAAUGUUAUGAAAUCUUUGUUUAAUAUCUCUGGCUCAUUUUCUUCGGUGUAUACAGCAGCCACGAUGAUUUCUUUCAUUGAAUUUAUAUUUAAUUUGCCAUCACAUUAGUUCCAGUUACUGUCUUUGUUUUCAACAAGACAAUCAGCUCCAUUGAGUAGUCAUGAGAUAAGACUAUCCUCUACGUAGAUACUCUAAUGCACUAAUAUAUUCAUAUCGCACCUCUUUAAUAUUUUUAAACUAUUUUUAAACUCGCCAAAACACUGACUCAUGCUUGAACACAAGCUUGAACGUUAUCGUCCUGCAUCUCAUCCAAAAGUUCCCUUUUCCAUGUUGAUACCAUUUUAAAAUCACUUAAACCUUAUGCUAUUAUUUAUUGGUAUAUUUUUCUAUUUGUUGAAUUGUUUUUUGCUAUAUAAAGGUGGUGCAGUUAAUAUGUUACUGUAGCAUAAACCACCAGGCUUGCCAGUUACAAUACCCAAAUAUACUUUUUUCCUUGUGUAUAUAAGGUAUUUUUAAAAAAUCAACUAAAGUAAAAGAAAGGAAAAAAAACACUUGAAACACCACGCACCGCUUUCUCUUUAAGAGUGUGUUUGUUUUAAUUAUGUCAUUUUAAUUUCAUAUUUUUAUUUUGUGCCAAGAUUUGUUUUUUUUCUUUUUUUCAUCUUCACCCAAAGCCCUUACCUGUAAUAAAAAUUUUCUGGUUUUAUCGCUGUUUACAAACACAUAUUUAUUGUGCUGUAUAUAAUAUAUAAUUAUUAAUGUUAUUACUAUCAUCAUGCAGUUUGCUGUAAAUGGUUGAUUCUAUCAUCCCUUUUGGUGAUGGCGUGGCUGUAUUACGUACCUCUUGUUGAGAGAAUGUUUAUUACACAUGAGCUGCAGUGUAAAAAUUAUCCAUCGACUUAUUGCUUAUCUGAGAACUAGCUCAGUGAGGAGAGGGGGAAAGCCAAAUUGUUUUUUAAAAAGAAACUGUUCCUUGGCCCAUGGGCUGUGCCUUAAAUUCAACACAUAAUUUACUUUAGCCUUUUUUUUCUUGUUUUUAUUAUUAUUAAUAUUAUUAUUAUUGUUAUUAUUAUCUCGAUCUAAUUUGCUGCAUUGGUGAAUCUUUUGGCUUGGUUGGCCUGAUCACUAGUUGAGAAAAGUUGCCUUUUCAUUAUCACAGCCAAACACAGUUUUGUCUAUCACAUGUAUGGGACUUUGUAGAAAAUAUAUGUCUGCGCAAACGUUUGUUAAGGUUCAGGUCAACCAUAAGUCAUAGAUUUACUCCACGAGUUAUUGUGGCCGAUAGCCGGAUGUCCAAGAGUCGUAUUUGCUGUAGACCUGGUCGUAACAACUCACACUUUUAUUUACGCUCUGCAACUACACUCAAAGAUGUGACUCAGCCUGUCGGAUGUGGACGAUAUGGGAGAGGUUUUACUGUGUUGUCCACCUUCUGGUUGCGUUGCAGCUACAAACACUGAAUGGAGCGCAACAGGAGUGUGUCGUUGGUGCUGGACUGUGGCUCUACAAAGCACAGAGGCUAUGAGACACACCUGCAUGUUCAGCCACUGCUGCAUUAAUUAUGGCUGAAACACUCACGGUGUGUUCUUUAUCUAUGCUCGGCCCACACUUCCACUCACAUCACUUGCAAUAUCCAAAACCACUGACAUUUUUCUGCCUGGGCGGGAGGAAGGGUUUAGUAUAUUUCUUUACUGAAGGGAAAGGGGGAGGGAAUAGGGAGGGACGGGUGUGGGGGAUCGCAUUGUCCCGAAACAGGGACUCUUCUUUUGACACACAUACUGUAGAUUUUAAACAGCCCUGGACCAAUGGAAAUAGUGGGUUCUUUUCUCAUUAUGUGUUCUAUUUUUUUAUGGUGUGAAAGGAAAAACUCAAACUGUAACUUAAAGAAAAAAGGUCUUCAGGACAAUUAUUUUUUGGGUUAUGUCUUUAGAAUGCCUACUUGUCUGGACGUUUCACAGGACAGUUAAAAUGUUAUUUUAAUGGAUUCCUUGUUAAUUGCAGUCUAUUGGAUAGCACUGUAGAUCAUACAACUUUAUGUAGAAAAACAAAUAAAAAGAAUGAAAAAAGUUUUUAUAUGCAAUGGAUUAAAUAAAAGCAUGGGUUGAUUCUG